Molecule: messenger RNA, 4786 nt
Organism: Dimorphilus gyrociliatus
Lineage: Eukaryota; Metazoa; Annelida; Polychaeta; Dinophilidae
Source: the annotation of a GenBank genome assembly
CCUUCCGACCGGAAAUCUCCUAGAACGAGACUGCAAUACACUCGUAGUACAAAGCUUGACUCGAUAUUACAGAAAAAACCUUGCAUAGAGUGACUAAAACGCAAAUUUUGAUGAAUGUAAUAUUUAAUGUCGUCGUCUGAUGAGAAAUGCGGUCUGACCGAGAAUAUUUUGAAGAGAAACUCGCAUUUCCCUGAAACCUGCCCACCAAAGAAACAGAGACUGAGAUUUAGCACAAUGGAUUCUAACUGCGUUCGUCGGUCAAAUUUUGAUAGUAUGCCGUCAAACUCGACAUUUAAAAUGUCUUCCACGAGCAACGUUCCAAAGUAUUCAAAUAGUAAAAAGAUUAUGGUGAAAAAUCUAAGAUGUCGAUCAAAUGAAAGUAACGAACUGGAGGAUCAAUCAUGGGAGAAGCUGAAGAAUGCUGUCAUAGCUGUCCAUACUGAAUCUCCAGUAGAAUUUUCCAUGGAAGAAUUAUAUUCCGCGGUAGAAAUUACAUGCGGAAAUAACUUAGCUGAUGUUCUCUAUAAGAAAUUACGUGAUGUUUGCGAAGAAUUCGCAAAAGAAACAUUAAAAAAUAUUAAUAUUGCUGAUGGAAUAGGUAAUGAGCAAUUUUUAAAGAUUUUGCAAAAUUGCUGGCAGAGCCAUUGCAGUCAAAUGGUUAUGAUUCGAAGUAUAUUUCUAUAUCUAGAUCGAACUUUUGUAUUAAAAUCUAAUUCUAUUUUGUCUUUGUGGGAUAUGGGUUUGGAUCUUUUUCGUAAACAUGUAUUAAAUAAUUCUAGAAUUCGAAAACGAGCAAUUGAUGGAAUAUUAGAGAUGAUCCAGCUAGAGAGAAAUGGCGAUGCUAUAGAUCGUGGAUUAGUGAAAAAUUUAUUAAGAAUGUUGUCGGAUCUACAAAUGUAUACCGAAAUAUUCGAAACGAAAUUUAUGGACACUACUCAGAGAAUGUAUACUGCUGAAGGACAGCAAAGAUUACAAGAAUUAGAAGUCCCAGAAUACAUUUCCCAUGUAAAUAAACGACUGAAAGAAGAAAAUGAGAGACUUUUAUAUUAUCUUUCAUACAACACCAGAAGGAAAUUGAUAAAUUGUGUUGAAAAUAAACUAUUAGAAAAUCAUGUUGUAACUUUGUUACAAAAAGGACUAGAUCAGAUGCUUGAAGAGAAUAGAUUAGAAGAUUUAAAACUUCUAUAUGAGCUACUCGCUCGAGUUAAAGAUGGUUUACGAGAAUUAUGCACAUAUUUCGCAUCGUUUAUAAAGAAAAGGGGCAGACUAUAUGUAAUAAACCCUGAAAACGAUGCUGAAAAAGAUAAGGAUAUGGUUCAACAAUUGCUAGAUUUCAAGGACCAAACCGACAAUGUGAUAGUUACGUGCUUAAAUAACAAUGAAAAAUUCAUUUUGGCUAUGAAGGAGUCUUUCGAAUAUUGUAUUAAUCAAAGGCAAAAUAAACCUGCAGAACUGAUAGCGAAAUAUAUCGAUGGUAAAUUAAGAGCAGGCAAUAAGGAAGCGUCAGAAGAUGAAUUGGAAAAACUCAUGGAUAAAAUUAUGGUUUUGUUCAGAUUCAUCCAUGGAAAAGAUGUUUUUGAAGCAUUUUAUAAAAAAGACUUAGCAAAGCGCUUAUUAGUAGGAAAAAGCGCAUCAUUCGAUGCUGAGAAAUCUAUGCUAUCAAAACUUAAACAAGAGUGUGGUGGAGCCUUUACUAUGAAACUGGAAGGAAUGUUCAAAGAUAUGGAUAUUUCACAUGAUUUUAUGCUCAGUUUCAAACAGCAUUUACAACAUACUCCUGUAGCUAUUGAUAUAAAUGUUAAUAUUCUUACUAUGGGUUAUUGGCCUUCCUAUACACCUGUUGAUGUCAAUUUGCCAGAAGAAAUGCUUCAUUUGAGAGAAAUUUUCAAAAAUUUUUAUUUGAGCAAAUAUAGUGGUAGAAAACUCCAGUGGCAGCCAGGACUGGGUCACUGUGUUGUUCGGGCCAAGUUUAAUAAUGAAACUAAGGAGUUACAAGUGUCAUUAUAUCAAGCUCUUUGCCUAUUGUUAUUUAAUGAAGGAGAUUGCUUUGGUUUUACAGAAAUAUCUAGUCAUACUGCAAUCGAGGAGGGAGAACUGAAGCGAACUUUACAAUCAUUAGCAUGUGGUAAAGCUCGAGUACUUACAAAAGAACCAAAAGGAAAGGAUAUCUUCACGACAGAUAAAUUUCAUUUCAACAAGGACUUUAAACACAAGCUGUUUAGAAUAAAAAUAAACCAAAUUCAAAUGAAAGAAACGAAAGAGGAAAAUACGGCGACUGCUGAACGUGUCUUUCAAGAUCGUCAGUAUCAAAUUGAUGCCGCCAUUGUUAGAAUUAUGAAGAUGAGAAAAAGAAUAACUCACAAUUUGCUCAUCUCAGAAAUAUUUAAUCAGAUAAAAUUUCCAGUAAAACCAUCAGAUUUAAAGAAAAGGAUUGAGAGUUUAAUUGAUCGCGAUUACAUGGAAAGGGACAAGGAAUGCUCGAACACAUAUCAUUAUGUUGCAUAGAAAACUAAUUUACGAUCCAAGAAAAGUAUGCUUAUUCUUUUUUCUUGACUGGACUUUAUUCGAGUGGAUACGUAACUCGAAUAGCCUUUUAUUGUUGUGUAAUAUUUCUUGUUGACAUACUGUCAAAUUAAACAAAAUUUUGUUUUUCUUCUCCCUUUUUUAAAAUCCAAAAACAUAUUUUACGCAUCUAGAUAUUCAUACAGCAUUUUGCUGUUGUUUUCUAAAUUCGGGUUCCAAUUAUAUCCGGCUUUAUGACUUCCAAGAAUUGCCGCACCCACGCAUGCAUGAACAGUCGGUCUCAAAAGAGUAACUUUUUUUAGUGAGCUCCUCUUCAGUUCCUUUACGAAACCAGAUUUCAGUAAAUUCCAACUAUAAAAUACGCUACCAACACAGACAACUUUGAUUUCAUUCACUUCUUGUGAACUGGAGACAACAGCUUUGACAUGCAUACCUAAUAACUGACCUGCCUCUUCGAAAACUUCCUUACAUAACUGAUCUCCGUCAUUUGCCAAUUCAGCAACUUUUAUGCAGAAGGAAGCAAAGAAAGGUUUAUUGAAUUCUCCGUAAAAAUGCUUCAAUAAUCCCAUUUUAUCUUGAAUAGAGAAAAAAGACUUUAUUGCAUCCCAAGAUCUUUCGAUAGAAUGAACAGAUGGUUUUAAGUUGUCGGUAUGAUCAAAAACAAUUUUAAUGACCCUGUGAGCUAUCCAAAAUGCAGAACCUUCAUCACCGAUAAAUUGUCCCCAACCACCGCAUCGGAUGUUUGUACCAUUUGGAUCAAUGAGCUCGCAGUUGGAACCUGUGCCACUUAUCAAAACAAUGCCUUUCUCCAAGCCAAUAAUGGAAGCUAACGAUCCAACUGUGUCGCAGGACACGUACACUUCGUUGUCGCAAAACUUACAUUUAUCAACUUCCUCCUGUAUUUUUCGACGGGAUUCUGAGUCAUCUCCACCGCUUAAUGACAGACCGAUAGAAAAUAAUCGGAUAUCGUCGGUCUUGGAAAGGGCUUCAUUCACUAGUUGUCUGAUGCGUUGAAUGCAUUCAGGUAUUCCGAUUUGCUAUAAAAUAAUGUUAAAAAGAAAUUUUUUAAUGAACAAAGUCAUUUUGAAUGGCUAUUCAGAGUUCAAAAGCAGCCUAGUUUUUUGUGGGCGGUCAACCGAUUAAUGACAGAGAAUCAUAGUUCGCUUGAAUUAUCUAUAUGAAUUUUAGGGGAUUUAGCUUGAAUGACUUUUCCAUUAGCUAAAAUAAGGAAGCGAAAGAAAAUACCCAAUGGUUAGUUCCCUUUCCAACAAUUGAUAUCAACUCCUUACAGUUUUCGUCAUAAAUACCAAUUUUGGUUGAAGAAGCACCUCUAAAUAAUAAAGAGCCAAUAAGUAUUGAAUAAAUUCUAUUAUUACGACUAAAAUGUUUUAUAUCAACCCUUCAAUCCCGGCAAAAAACAGCUUUCCACUCAUACCUCUACUAUUCACUAAAUUGGUUGUUAGCAGACGACAAUUGAAAAAUACAAAAAUUAAUUGUCGAAAGAUGGCGCUAUACAAAAAAAGAAUAUGAUCGUUUAUUUAUUUUGGCUUGAGUUGAACAAGAGUGAAAAAAGAUGGCAAAAGUUAUUUUAUCUAAUGCUAUUCUAUAUCUUUCAAUGUUGGUGUUGUUAAAUCUUUAAUGUCUUUGUAUGUUCUGAGCGCCUAUCGGCGAGAAAUGAAAUUUAAAACGCCUGAUCAAUCAUUUUCGAUUAUAUACUUCAAAAGUCCCUCAAUCUAAUGAAACACCCUGUUGAAAGGUAGAAGAAUGCAUAGUACCUUUUAUUACGUUAUUUUCCAUCGUAAAUAGUUAUAGAUGGCGCCUUCAAUAAUUCGCCAAAUCAAAAUUAUCAAGUCCGUUAAAUGUCGAGGAGUUGACUUGUUAUGAUUCCUUACAUGCAUAAAUCUCAUAUUUCUCUAACCUUUGCAGUAUAUUUCUGCAGGAGAUACUGACGUGCAGCAGAGGACACCUGUAGAGUUUAUCCGGAUCAACGAAAUAGACCGUAGUUGACCUUUGACCCUCGACUCUUUUCGGUUCAUCUCAAUAAAAAUCGUAGCGUAAAGAUACCAAACGCUCUGUACAACUUGUUCUCAUGCCAUUCAUUAUCAAUAAUCUUAUCAAAUCGCCACUAAUUUCAUGCGUCGCUGGCGAAGACUAUUAUUUUGUAUCGAACUAAUAGGCCUACUGACCACUUACAAUAAAAAACUCCAAAUUCGAAGUCUUUGUAUUAUGUUUAUAACUUUAAUAAAUUGCUAGUCAAUACCUU